AUGCACUAUCGAGAACUAUGGAUCAGAAGCGUGACGGGAAAGACUCUUGUGGAUAACCUCUUCCAGCAUAAGGAAUCUAUAUUUACCGAAGAAGUAUCCAACUUCGACCUGCCCGAAAGGUUUAAGACACCUGACGCUGUGGCGUGCCGAGCUUUUCCCCUCACCUUGUCAGGAAAGGCCCGAGACUGGCUCAGAAACCUUCCCCCAAGGUCAAUUGAUAAUUUCGACACCCUUGGAAGGAAGUUCCUGGCCCAGUUUGUGUCCGGGAGGGCUAGAAGGAAACCCAGAGGGUAUCUACUCUCUGUACAACAGGGACCAAACGAAUCUUUGAAAUAUUAUCUAUGGAGAUUCAACCAGGAAAAGUUGGAAACAGAAAGUGCGCCAGACGACUUCAUUUACGGCGCGAUUUUCCAAGGAUUGAAGAAAGACGGACCGUUGAUGACUGACCUGGCGUUGAAACCACCGAAGGAUCUCCAUACUUUUAUGGUGAAGAUGGACAGGCACAUUAAUCAGGAGGAAACACUCCGAGCCCUUCUCGGCAAUUCUCAGCAGCAACAACAGCCUUCCACCAAGAAACCCAAGAGAAAGAAGAAUCCCGAGGCCAUAAAGGAUGCCGGUCCCGGGGAGUACAAGAAGGCCAAAAAGAAUUUCGGAGAUUACAAGUGGACUCCAUUAAAUGCCUCUCUCACCGAGGUGCUUAUGGAACUCAAAAAAGAUCCGAAUUACCAGAGGCCGAGGCCCAUUCAAGGAGAUCCGCCUCCACAUUUGGCUCACAAAUACUGUGCCUUCCAUAAUUCAUAUGGUCACCUGACCGAGCAGUGUGUAUCACUGAGACAAUUGAUUGAGAAGUUCAUCGAAAAUUGGAAGUUAGUCUGA
Molecule: messenger RNA, 876 nt
Organism: Alnus glutinosa
Lineage: Eukaryota; Viridiplantae; Streptophyta; Magnoliopsida; Fagales; Betulaceae
Exons: 2
Coding region: 1-876 (291 amino acids)
Source: RefSeq, a predicted model, not a curated record